Messenger RNA from Pipra filicauda (Wire-tailed manakin), 3443 nucleotides. RefSeq names its product ras-like protein family member 11A-like. Gene Ontology annotation, molecular function: GTPase activity; GTP binding. Lineage: Eukaryota; Metazoa; Chordata; Aves; Passeriformes; Pipridae. The record is from RefSeq and is a predicted model, not a curated record. The transcript is spliced from 3 exons.
GAACCGGACAGGCAGAACCGGGUUAUUCAGGGUGGGAUUAGAGCAGAGCACGGGGUGACCGUAUCGUGACGGCCGGAAAACACAAGAAUCUCGUGGUAGCAGAGAGCCAAGGGACAGGCAGCACAUCAAACAGGCCGUGGGGAGGGAGGCAGCGCGGGGAGAGCCGGGGAUGGAGGCUCAGGCUCCCCGUGCCCGGCUCCAGGAAUGUCCCGGUUCCCCUCGUGAUUGGCUGCGGGAUGGAGGAGUCAGUUUUCACGGGGGCUGAUCAGCAAGUUCCCUUUUGCUUUCCAAAGUCUCUGUCUGAGCGGAGCCAUCGGGAAGAGGAGGCCGGGCGCUCUCACAUUCCUGGAGAAAACUGCUCCGAGGAGAUGAGAAGGCUCCUCUCCCCAAGGAUACACGGCCAGGAACAGGCGCCGAGGGGCCGCUUUCCUUCUUUUCUCCCCCGGGCCGAGCGCAGCAGCUCUCAUUCCUGGCAUGCGGCUCAUCCCUCAGGAUACCAUGUCCCAGUAUUCCACUAACUUCCUCCUGCUGCCCAUCCCGGAGUACCCCGUGGGUGACCUUGUGCCCAACAAGAUCAUCAAGCUCGUGGUGCUGGGCGGCAGCAGCGUCGGCAAGACAGCCCUGGUUGUGCGUUUUCUCACCAAGAGAUUUAUUGGGGACUAUGAAGCCAACACUGGUGAGUUUGCUCUCUCCAGCAGGACUGCAGAUAUCCCGCGGCACCGCCGUGGCUCUGUCUGCUCCCUGUUUUCCUAACAUCCCCCUCUUGCUUUGGCGCAGGACGACACCGACAGCAUCUGCUGCCAGGAGCAGAUAAACCGCUCCAUCUACUGGGCCGACGGCUUCGUGUUCGUGUACUCCAUCACGGACUACGAGAGCUACCGCGUGCUGCGCCCGCUGCACCAGCACAUCCGCAGGAUCCACCCCAACGCCAACAUCCCCCUGCUGCUCGUGGCCAACAAGGGCGACCUGCUGCGGGCCAGGCAGGUGUCCUCCAAGGAGGGGCUGCAGCUGGCCGGGGAGCUGGGGGGCACUUACCACGAGGUGUCGGCCCGGGAGAACUGCGAGGGUGUGCACGAGGCCUUCCAGCAGCUGUGCCAGGAGCUCAGCAGGAUCAUCGGCAGCUGCAACGGAGAGAAGCGCCGCGGCCUCCACCUCGUCCGGCCCAAGUCCCCCAACAUGCAGGACCUGAAGAGACGCUUGAAACAGGCCCUGACCUCCAAAGGGAAAUCUGCCACCGCGCUCUGAGGGAGCCACAGCAAUUGUUUUCCCCAGAAAGGCGACGAGCUGUAACAAUUUAGGUUGUGUGAGAGGCUCUUUCACUUGGUCUUCACAUCUUCCUAUAAAGUCUGAGCUGGUUCUGCAAAGGAACCUACAGAACUUACUGGGUCUGCAGAGGAACUCACAGAAUUUGCUCUUUGAGACAAGAAUUUGCAAACUGCGAUUUUUAAAAAUAGGUUUUGUUCCCAGUUUUUUCCAUUUUGAAAGGGACAUAGUCAAAUGGUUUAAUCUUCAAAAGUGGAUUUCAUUAAUAAAAGUAAUUAAAUCCUGCUUCUCUUGGGGAUGGUGGUGUUCCCAAACACAGGCAAUGAACUGCAGCAGGGCACGAGGAGAACGACGUGAGCUGUAUUGAGCAAGCAAAAGGUACCAGAUUUGAUUGGUCACAAGAGUGGAAAAUAAAGGCAAAAAGUCAAUGAAGAGCAUAAAUAGCAAAAAGUAGUAACUGAAAAGUUUUAAAUGGCGGUUUAGAAAGUGUUCUUAGAAACUUAGGGAGAGAUUUGUUCAAAUGCAAGCUUCAGCCUUACAGGGUCUCUUCAAAGGGAGCUUUUAUAUCACUAUUUUUCCAGGUUAUUUUUCUUUAAAAGCAUGUUGACUGUUUCUGAAAGUGAUUAUUUGGGCAAAAUAGGUCCUUGGAGCAGCAUUUUGUAGGCAGUUUCUCACGCUUCUCAUUCUUUUGAAGGUUUCCUACAUGCCAACAAGAGAGGGACAAAUAGAUCAGAGUGGUUUAAAAUCUGCCCAAAACCAGACUGUAUUGAUCAAGAGCAAGGAGGUCACCCAAAACUACUGAACUUUUUUUUCCCAAGCUAGUUAGACUUCAAGUUCAAGAUGCUGUUUUAAAGAAACAAGGCCUUCAUGUGAAGUAUGUUUAAAUCAUUAGUUUUGGGGGCUUUUUUGAAGACGAAAAUGUUUUAUGAUGCCUGAAAUUUUUGGCUUCGUGAAUUCCUGAUUUUGUUGUUUUCCUGAAGACCAGACCUCCCUGGGUACCUCACAGAGCAUCCAGAUCAUAUUAACACACACUUCAGUGGCAGUGCCUCAGUUGUGUCCCAGCAUUCCAAGGAUUUGAAGCUGUAUCCCAUGAGCUGCCCUGGUUUAUGGGUCCAGUAACAACAACAUGAACUUCCAUAAUUCUGUUCUCAGUGAGAGGGGUUGGACCAGGUAAAAUUCAUGAUGCAACAACCCUUCCUUCAAACAGACCCAUGUGAGCAACUCACAGGACCAUGAAAUGAAGCUCAAUGAUUUAUACUCAGAGCCACAGAAGGGAACCCCCAGGUUUGAUGGAUAUACAAAAACACUCCCAGCUGCAGUUUCAGCUGGAAAUACUGAUCUAAAUCAACCUUCUACUCAUCCUGAGCAGCACAAAUGUAAAUUGAAUCUGAUGAGGAUUUGUGGAGCCCAGGACUUGAAAAUGUAUUUUAUAUUUGUUGUGUCCCCACAUUAGACAACUCUGCUCACCUGGAUUGCCUUUAUCUAGAGCUCACUUUCUGGUUUAUUUAUUGUUCUCCACAGCUGGGCAUUGAGAAUGUCUUGUGUUCUGAUUAAUUUUAAAUUCUUUUAUUCCCACAAAUGACCUGCACCUGUUUUUAAAUUCUGUUUCAAGUGGUGGUAGGAGGAGAAAAGGAAAGUUCAGUCACCCAGAUGGGGUCUCCAAGGAUGUCAGGGGAUUUCUACUUUGGCUAACGGUUAAUUAACAGUCUAAUGUUUGAGCAGUGUCAUUAGUCAUCACAGGCACUUCAGAAUGGUAUUUAUGGCACAGAAUUUCAAUGUUUUAAGUUACUGAUAGCACAGCUCAAAUAUUGAAUCUAAAGAUUCAAUAGCUCAAAUAUUGAACCCAAAGAUUCAAUAUCAUGAAACAGAGCAGUUCGUCAGAGACAUACAAACCGAAGUAUUUUUCUAUUGGAAAAAUGAUCACCAAUUUUGAAUGGCAAUUAAGUAUUUUGCCAUCCCAGGGCUGUAUAACAAGGGCUAAAUGUGCUGAAGACAAUUUGCUGGCAUUUGUUUUCAUAAAAGCCUAAGAGGUUUUGGUGCUCCAGCCUGUGAGAUUUGUUUGUAACUCACUCCUUCAGCUCUGAUCCUUUCUUAUUUGGGAAGAAAGUUCAUCCAAUUUCAAACCUGUCAAAGUUUUAUUUUCAUUAGUGAUUAAUAAAACCAUGCAAGGUCUUUCCUGA